Molecule: messenger RNA, 2261 nt
Organism: Oryza brachyantha (malo sina)
Lineage: Eukaryota; Viridiplantae; Streptophyta; Magnoliopsida; Poales; Poaceae
Product: AT-rich interactive domain-containing protein 2-like
Exons: 4
Coding region: 84-1688 (534 amino acids)
Molecular function (GO): DNA binding
Source: RefSeq, a predicted model, not a curated record
AAAAAAAAAACUCAGAGAAAAAGGGCAAAUGCGCCACAGUGACCCACCGCCGUGACCGCGCCGCCGGCGAGACUCCCCCUCCCAUGGACCCCGCCGGCGACGUCCUAUCCAUCCUCAGCAAGCUCCAGUUUCUCGGGUUCUGCGCCGAUCUACGGAUCGGCGACGCCGCGGCCUCCGACCCCUCGGAGCUGUUCGACGCCGUCCUCGCCGCGUUCCUCCGCGAGGUCUACCCAGGUGGGCGCGUGGUGCGGCCGCUCCCUGCGAAGCUUGGCGACGGGAGCCGCGUCGACCUGCUCCGCCUCUUCUCCGCCGUCCGCGCCGCCGGCGGCUACGACGCGACCUCGUCGUCCCCCGGCGUCUGGGCCUCCGCCGCCGAGUCCGUCUGCCUCGACGCCACCCUCGCGGCGCCUGUGAAGCUCAUAUACUACAAGUACCUUGGCGCCCUAGACCGCUGGAUCCAGAGGCUCGUCGAGGCGCGCGGGCCGUUCUUGGAUGGCAAUGGGAGCAAGAAGCCGGAGCAAUUGUUUGAUUCCAAUGGAAGGGAGAAUCAAGAGCUGCUCUUGGAAUGCAGUUGCAGAGAGCAGCAAGACGCCAUUCUGAAGAGGAAGCGAAAUGACAUGGUUGGGAUGUUGGAUUGGGUCCGGGAGCUUGCCCAGGAUUCCUGCGAGGCAGGCACCAUGGCUGCCGGCUUGACGAAUGGGUACUACUCACUGGCAUUGGCGGCGAGGAAGGCGGUGUUUGGGAAGAGGGCUCGCCGUGCAAGCAUGACGAAUGGUGCACACCUGCAGGAAAUAUUUCCAGUGGAUUGCAAGUGCUGCAUGAGCUCCACUGCUGGCAGAAUUGAGGCACCAGUAAGAUGCAGUCAAAAAAUUCAAUUUGUGGUUCCACAGCCUGGUUCAGAUAUAAAUGAAUUAACAGUUGUAGAGAACAUAAGUGGCUCUUUAGUUGGCAUGGAACAAGGGAACAGCGUGAUUGGACAAGUGAAAUAUGAGAGUAGGAAACAUCACAACUGUGACGGCUGGCUUUUUACAAGUCAGCAGAGGAAUAAAAUACCAGUUGGCUCUGAGUUCCAAGCACAGGUGCCACAAUGGACUGGUGAGAUGCCUGUAAACUAUGACAAUGUAGAAACCAGGAAAUGGUUGGGAACAAAGGUCUGGCCUCCAGAAAAUGAAAACAUGAAAGCAUCACGUUUUUGUGACCCUGUUGGCAAAGGUAGAGAAGAUGUUUGUGGCUGCAACCUUCCUGGAUCAGUAGAAUGUGUUAGGUUUCAUGUUGCAGAAAGGAGAUUUCAGCUGAGACAAGAACUCGGUUCAGCUUUCUAUGCAUGGGGAUUUGAUCUUAUGGGAGAGGAAAUCGCACUUUGCUGGACAAAUAAAGAGGAAGCGAAUUUCAAGGCUUGCGUGCAGCUUAAUGCCCCAUCUUCAGGAAGGAAUUUUUGGAAGCAUCUCCAUACACUUUUUCAGUCAAAAAGUAGGAAAGAACUUGUGAGCUACUAUUUUAAUUGCUUUUUACUUAGGCGUAGGUGUUACCAAAACAGGAUGACUCCAAAUAACAUAGAUAGUGAUGAUGAGGAUGAGACAGAAUUUAGAUUCUUGGGUAACCACCUUGGUUAUUAUGCAACUAAGUAUGACAGUUCCAGGUAUACUGUUUGCAUUGAAAGUACACACUGCAUGGAUCUCGAUCAGUAGAUUCUGAUGAGCACUAACAAAGAUGAUGAAAGUUCGGCAAUUAACUUCUCUCACUGUUGAGAGUUUUGGAUAAGAUCUAAACAGGCGGACUUGAGUUUGGUGUUUAACUUCUCUCAUUGCUAAAGGUUUCUGAAAGACAUAGAGAAGUUGUUUGAAGCUUGGAAAACAUUGACCGAAGCUUGAUCUGCGAGUGAGGUUUGGAGGCAAGUUUUGAUAAAGAAGCCUGGUGUGUAGUGUCACUAAUAUUUGAACAGUCACAUGGAUCUAUUACAUCCACUAGGUGAAAAAGAGCGCAAUGGUAGUGGCUUUAACAAUACUUCCUUAAAGAUUUGGUAUCUUCCAUCUUGAAAAUUCGUGGCCAUAUAAAAAUCUCGUUGGCCACACGGAGAGUAAUCUCUAAUGGUAUAAAGCUAUAAAGUGUUGUUUCGAACUGUUGAAAAAAGGAUUAGAAACCAUUGGUUAGUGAUCCGGAUGGGUAAUCACUAACUGUUCUUGAUCUUUUAGUGGUUUACUUAUGUCAAACGAUUUGUAAUGAAUAACAAUUAGAGAUUGGAGGUAAUCUCAAAUGGUUCA